GCAGGAUGAACCUAAAAAUAGGAUGGAAGUCCUUACUCAAGAAAUUGCAGAGAGCUUGGGUUCAAGUGGCUAUAAUGGGGAAGCAGCCCGAGAACUAUACGCACAGAUGCGUGCUAUCAACAUCAUCGAAAGCCUUGGGAUUCAUUGGCACUUCACAGAUGAGAUUAAAGAUAUCUUGCAGCUUGUUUAUAGGAAAUGGGAUAAGGAUGCUGGACUGGGAAGUGUAAAAUCUACAGCUUUGGGCUUUCGCUUGCUCAGACUAAAUGGAUACCAGGUUUUUGCUGAUGUUUUAGAAAUCUUUCGCGGGGAAGAUCACGAUGGAGAGUUAUCUUCUCUCUCUAAUGAAUCAUAUGAAGGCCUUCAGGCGACCUUGGAUCUCUACCUAUCUUCUCAACUUGCAUUUCCAAUCGAAACCCAAAUAAUGGGUGAGGUUGCAAGAUUCACAGAGAAACGACUACGAGAAGCACUUCUACAGAAUAACCCUCUUCUUCAAACCAACCAUUUAAUAGAUGAGAUUGAGUUUGCAUUGUCCAACUCAAGGAAAAGCCUUUGGCCGAGGCUGAGGCCCGAGUCUAGAUGCCUUGCUCAUCAGCUUUGGCCUGGAAACAAAACCAAUGAAAAAUAUUUGGAGUUGGCCAUUCUUGAAAUGAACUCCCUACAGAAACUCUAUCUAGAGGAGAUUGAAGAACUAAACAGGUGGUGGGCAGAUUCUGGUUUAGAUAAGUUUGAGUUUGCUCGUUAUCCGGUUCUAAAGUGUCACUUUAUAAUUGCGGCCGGUCUCUUUGAACCUGAAUUUCAUGAAGCGCGAAUGGCAUUUGUCAAGAUAGCAUGCAUGAGUGCAAUACAUGAUGAUAUCUUUGAUCUUCCAACUUCUCGACUCGAGGAUCUGAGCCUUUAUUUCCAAGCUGUUGAGAGAUGGGACUUAUCUGGUAUAGACGGUCUUCCCGAACACAUGUCGCUCACCUUCAAGUCCUUUUAUGCCACUGUCAAUUCAAUUUCAGAACAAGCCAGCAAGUCCCAAGGCUGCAACCUCUUCCUUUUAUUUAGAGAAAUAUUCACAGAAGUGCUAUGGGCACAUUUGAAGGAGGCAGAAUGGAGAGUAUCAGGUGACAUUCCAACAUUCGAUGAGUACAUGAAGGUCGGACCUAUCACAGCGUGGUCUACAACAUGCAUCACGAGCACGAUAUUCCUAAUGGGGGAGUAUGUAUCAGACGAAGCACUGAAAUCCAUUGGCCCAAGCUCAAAUCUGCUCAAUCUGGUAAGCGUCGUUUGUCGACUCUCCAACGACAUUGUCACGUUUGAGAGAGAGGCAAGUCAUGGUGAGAUGGCAUCUGCCAUUGGAUGUUAUAUGAGAGACCACCCAAAUUGCACCCAAGAACAGGCAGUGGCCCAAUUGAAAGACAUGAUUGAAUCAAGCAACCAUGAAAUUGAGAGGGAGUGGUUUAAGUGCCAAGAGGUUGCUCCUGAUUGUUGCAGUCGUGCAGCUGUCCAUGUCGCGAGAUUUAUGAGCCUCCUUUAUGGGAGAGAAGAUGGAUUUUCAAAUGCUCCGGACAGUGAUUUUGAGACAUUGGGAGAGAAGAGGGUAGGAGAUCUUAUCAAAGAAAUCAAUGAGAAUUUUGGGUCACAUAGUGAUGAUGGGAAAGCCAGCCAGUGUUUGUACGAGCGACUGAGAGAUGUUGACAUAAUGGAGAGGCUUGGGAUCCACCCUCACUUCAAGAAUACUAUCAAGGAUAUCUUGCAGUCUGUUUAUAGUCUCCGCGAGAAGAUUUGUAUCCAUGCCUUGAGGCCAAAAUGUGGACAUCUGCAAUGGGAUUGUGAUCUUGGACUAGGUGAUAUACGAACCACAGUCAUGGGAUUUCGCUUGCUCAGACUACACGGAUACCAAGUUUCUGCAGAUGUUUUGAAAGGAUACCUAAAGGAAGAUGAUGGAGGGCUAAGUUCUCUCUCGAUUGAUUCCCAUGAAGGAGUAUGUGUGUUACUAGACUUGUUCAUGUGUUCGCAGUUUGCCUUCCCAUGGGAGUACGAGAUAAUGGAAAAAGCAGCAACCCUCUCAGAGACUCAACUUCACAUUUCACUGCUGAAAGAUGGCCCUCACCUUCGCAUAAACAAUCUCAAAACUGAG
Messenger RNA from Amborella trichopoda, 2122 nucleotides. NCBI's taxonomy places the organism in Eukaryota, Viridiplantae, Streptophyta, Magnoliopsida, Amborellales, Amborellaceae. The record is from RefSeq and is a predicted model, not a curated record.